AUGGGCCAAGGUUUCUCCCUCGCGACGCCGUCUGCCGGCUCCGCGGGGAUAGAUAUUCCUCAGUUGGGCGAUGUUCAUUACGAGAGAAGCAUAGGAAAUGCGCGCUUCAUGAAAAGUAUUCGUGGACGGACUGAGCAAGGUGUCGUUCUUGUCAAAGUGUUGGUGAAGCCAUACACUGAAGUCAAACUGGAUAAAUACAAGGAGAGGAUAAUCAACGAACGGAAGGCUCUGGCCGAUGUACCGAACGCCCUCGGCUUCCAGCGCAUAAUCGAAACUGAGACCAACGGUUAUCUCGUCCGCCAGCACGUCUAUAGCUCUCUCUACGACCGGAUGAGCACUCGGCCGUUCCUCGAAGAUAUAGAGAAAAAGUGGCUUGCGUUUCAACUCCUAUGCGCACUGCGCGACUGUCACGCCCGCGAUAUCUACCACGGCGAUAUCAAGGCUCAGAAUAUUCUCGUCACCUCUUGGAACUGGCUCUACCUUACCGAUUUCUCGUCAGCAUUUAAACCUGUUGUGCUCCCAGACGACAACCCAGGAGACUUUUCAUACUUCUUCGAUACUUCUGGCCGGCGAACAUGUUACAUUGCACCAGAGCGAUUCUAUGCUGCAGGCGAGGCCCCGCCUCAGAAGGCGCACAUGACCUGGGCAAUGGACAUCUUCAGUGCCGGCUGUGUAAUUGCUCAGAUGUUUCUCGAGACCGAGAUAUUCAGCCUCGCCCAGCUGUACAAAUAUCGGAGAGGGGAGUAUGAUCCCAUCAUUACCCAUCUGAGUGUCAUCUCGGACAAGGACGUUCGGGAGAUGAUAUCCCAUAUGAUCCAGCUCGAUCCAGAAAAGCGCUACUCUGCUGAUCAGUACCUUGAAUUUUGGAAAGACAAAGUCUUUCCGUCAUACUUCUACAAUUUCCUCCACCAGUAUAUGGAGCUCAUCACCGACCCGUCAUCUGGGAAUAGUAUGAUGUCGAACGCGCAGAAGAACCUUGGAGAGUCGGACGACCGGAUAGAUCGUGUGUACUACGACUUUGACAAAAUUUCUUACUUCCUCGGGUACCAAGACGGGAAGAGGAAGGCUGAUACUCAACAACUUGGUCCAAGACUGGGGCUCAACCACUUCCCUGUUCGUUUGGGUAUUCCUAAUCACGAGUAUUCUGUCUCGGCCGACCUGGAACCUCCUGAAGAUGACGGGACUCUCCUAUUCAUCACAUUGGUUGUAUCAUCAAUGAGGACAACGGCGCGGGUCUCGUCUCGUAUCCGAGCCUGUGAUAUCUUACUGGCUUUCUCGGAAAGGAUCACCGAUGAAGCAAAGCUUGACCGAGUGCUUCCUUAUCUCAUGACGCUUCUACACAAGGACGAAACGGAUUUGGUGAUGGUCACCGCUAUAAGAACCAUCACGCAGCUUUUACAACUCGUUAAAACCGUCACUCCUAUUAAUUCACACGUACUGGUGGAGUACGUCCUUCCCAGGAUGGAGAUUGCCUUGGGAUCCAAAUGGCAGAUUUCGAGUCCCCUAGUAAGGGCCUCGUAUGCUUCAUGCAUUGGAAGCCUCGCGACUACAUCGAAGCGUUUUCUCGCAAUGGCAUCUAGUCUCAGGGCAGACGGCUCCAUGCCUAUGACUGACCCCGAAGUGGAGCCUGGCAUGGAUGCCGAGGCCAACUUUGAGGGAGUAUUUGAUAAUGCCGGCAGGCAGUUGUACGAAAUACUGGAGAGCCAUACCAAGCAGCUCGUCGAGGACCCCGACGUUUAUGUUCGGCGAGCAUUCCUGGCUUCAGUCCCGGAGCUAUGCGUUUUCUUUCAGGAGACUUCCAACGAUGUGUUGUUGACUCAUUUAAUCACCUACCUAAACGAUCGGGACUGGACACUGAAAUGUGCGUUUUUUGACGCAAUCGUUGGCAUUGCAACCUUCGUUGGAAGCAAGAGUUUGGAAGAGUUCAUGUUGCCACUCAUGAUUCAAGCUUUGACAGAUACCGAAGAGUAUGUGGUUCAGGCUGCGCUUCAUUCCCUAGCGCAGCUGGCGGGCCUCGGGCUCUUAUCCAGACCCAAGCUCUGGGAGCUCGUAGAUCUUAUCAGUAGGUUUACGAUGCAUCCGAACAUCUGGAUACGCGAAUCGGCAGCAGAGUUCAUUGCAUUGUCAACAAAGUACUUGGACCCGGCCGAUGUCCGGUGCAUCUUGAUGCCUGUGGUCAAGCCAUAUCUGAAAGUCGAUCUUAUCUGGGACUUCUCCGAGCUGAACUUGCUGGAUUCCCUCAAGAGACCCAUUUCGCGGCCCGUGUUUGACCAAGCAGUGACAUGGGCUAUGACCUCAGACAGAGGCAUCUUCUGGAAAGCUGCCCAACAAGCCAGGUCCUUGCCUUUAAGACUCCUCGGCACAGGUUCAUCCAAAGACCUCCUGGGCUCUGCAACUGGGAAAACAGCGCACAACGAAGAAGAUGAGCAGUGGUUAAUGAAGCUCAGGAAUCUGGGCCUGAAGUCUGAAGACGAACCGAAACUGCUUGCGCUCCGACAAUUCAUCUACCGCCUGAGCAAGAUUAAGAGCCGUGAUGGCUUUGCUGGAAAUAACGUCUCGCAAAAUGGAAUCGUGUCUUUGAAAGCUAUUGGUGUCACGCCACAGACAGUGUUCUUUGAUGAGACGCCACUUCGCGAUCCACAAGCGUUUGCCGAGCUUGUAUCGCAAACAGAGCCUUACACUAUCGCUGAUGCCUUAUUAGACGCCUCGAUGACUAUUGAUGAUUUGGCGAGCAAAAGGAAACGAGCUUCGCUAAACAACCAUAGACAAAGAGUUCAGAGCGUCGGCCCACGCCCAAGGCCAUCAUCUAGGGUAUUGUCGCCUCUUGGUGCUGGACGAUCAAGCUCGAUGGACACUCGAGGAUUGCAAUAUAAUACUACAAGCCAGGGAUCAAACGGAGACGGGGCUUCUACACCUGAUUCUAGACGGGGAACUCGACUUCUAUCAAACGCGCUCAGUCUUCUAGAUCGGAAGGAUAGCAAUAAAUCUAUCCCGGAAACGGGCAUGACUGCAACCGAUGCCUUUGGAGAGGUUGAAGGGCCCUUCGCCCAAGGACAGCCCGCACAGUCACACACCGUGGAAUCAAGAGAAGCUCCUCUUCCUGUAAAGAAGAUAUCCAAACACAGUUACGAGGGAACAGAUCCCAACAUCCAGAGAAUGUUGGAUAACAUGUACCUCGAUAACUUCCCACGCGACGUGGUUCAAUUCGGGCCAUUCGUACAGCCAAUAUCGCGAACGAAGGCAAACCAGGUCAAUGCUCAACAAGGAGCUGGCCUUUGGAAGCCCGAAGGCAAGGUUGUGGCUACGUUCUCGGAGCAUACGGGACCCAUUGCUCGAGUUGUAGCUUCACCUGACCAUUUGUUUUUCAUCACCGGUGGUCAUGAUGGCGCCGUCAAGGUCUGGGACUCGGCGCGGUUGGAGCGUAAUAUAUCCCAUCGCUCUCGCCAGACGUACAAGCACGCAGAAGGCGCACGUAUUGUAGCUUUGUGUUUCAUUGAAAAUACGCACUGUUUUGUCAGUUGCGCUUCGGAUGGAGCCGUCCACGUGGUGAAGGUUGAUACGGUACCCGCAGGUGGUGUCCUUAGAUAUGGAAAACUACGAAUGCUACGGGAGUACCGACUCCCUAGCGAAGAAUAUGUCACAUGGUGUGAGCACUUUAGACAGGAUUCGAACUCGACUCUGCUCCUUGCGACGAAUCGAUCGAGAAUUCUAGGUCUGGAUCUUCGAACCAUGUCACUCCUAUAUGUUCUCGAGAAUCCCGUUCACCAUGGGACGCCAACUUGCUUCUGCGUGGAUAAGAAACGGAAUUGGCUUUGCUUAGGAACUUCUCAUGGUGUUGUUUCUCUAUGGGAUCUACGGUUUAGAAUGAGGCUCAGGGCGUGGGGGGUUCCAGGGAAAGGACCCAUCUACCGAAUGUCUAUUCACCCAACUAAAGGCCGAGGAAAGUGGGUUUGUGUGUCUGGAGGCACCGGACAAGGUGAGGUUACUGUUUGGGAUCUGGAGCGCACAACAUGCAGAGAAGUCUACCGUACUGGUAGCAGUAGCAAGGACGGGCCAGCAGUAUAUGAGGCCUGGGAUGUCGAUGACGACAAAUCCGAAGGUAUGCUGAGGCGAUUUGCUACGAGCAUUGAGAGCAACGAGGUCACCAACUCCGACAAAGGAGUUCGGACAAUGGUUGUGGGUGUUGGCGCGAGCGAGGACUCGAGGGAUAUACGCCAUGCCUACAUCGUCACCGGUGGCUCUGAUAGACGACUAAGAUUUUGGAACAUCCCUCGUUUGGAGAGUUCUUGCAUAUACAGUGGGCUCAGCCAGGAUGAGCCGAAGCCGACAUACACUACGACGAAUCCCGCGGCGGGUGUGACCGUCACUACGGAGCGGUUUUCCAGAAACUCGUCGGCCGCUCCGAAUUCCUCGAAGAAUCACAAACCGUCGACGGCCGGACGACCGCCUAGGUCGACGGUCAUAUCUUCUCAGCAACAGCAACUCUUGCAGUCGCAUCUGGAUUUGAUCCUGGAUGUGGCUGUUUUGGAAUACCCUUAUACAAUGAGUGUCUCGGUUGAUCGAUCUGGAGUUGUGUUUGUUUUUCAAUAG
Molecule: messenger RNA, 4590 nt
Organism: Clonostachys byssicola
Lineage: Eukaryota; Fungi; Ascomycota; Sordariomycetes; Hypocreales; Bionectriaceae
Source: the annotation of a GenBank genome assembly